Messenger RNA from Aspergillus welwitschiae, 3612 nucleotides. RefSeq names its product putative C6 transcription factor. The coding region runs from base 383 to 2872 and encodes 829 amino acids. The record is from RefSeq and is a predicted model, not a curated record. Gene Ontology annotation, biological process: DNA-templated transcription; positive regulation of transcription by RNA polymerase II. The transcript has 4 exons. Lineage: Eukaryota; Fungi; Ascomycota; Eurotiomycetes; Eurotiales; Aspergillaceae. Gene Ontology annotation, molecular function: zinc ion binding; sequence-specific DNA binding; DNA-binding transcription factor activity, RNA polymerase II-specific.
CCCAUUUAAUAUUCGCAACUGCAUAUCUUGUGUUUCUUUCCAAUGUCUGAAUGGGUACCUUGAGUCGGAGUUCAUGUUAGGUGCUAGCUGAGCUUUUCAACCUGUACAACCCCCCUAGAUCUGUACAGUUAUUGCCCGUCUACUCCUAGCAGCUGGUGCAAGUCAGAGCGAACCCCGAACAUGUCGAACGUGCUCGUUUCUCAAGUGCCCCUUCAAACUUCCACAGUCGCGUGUGCCUGACGCUCGGAUCAGACCUCCCCAAAGCUCUGGAAUUUUCAAGGCUGAAUGCGAUACAUAGAAUGCAACGUUGAUGAUUCCUCCGGCUAAACCUACAAACCUUCGGUCAACCUAAUAUAGGGGUGCUCCUGCACGACAUACCACAAUGGCCACACAUUUAAACUCUUCAAGCUCCCGCCCACAAUUCACCAACCCCUGGUCAGACUCUCCAUCAAAAAUCUCAGAACCGUCUGAUUAUACCCCUGAUAGCCGCAUCGCGCACACUUUGACUGCUUGUACGCGGUGCAGACAGCGUAAAUCUAGGUGUGAUCCCGGUAUCCCUCGAUGCUCGCCAUGCGAACGCAGCAACGCCAAGUGUGUCUAUUACGAUUCGGCGCGUAAAAGCACGAUAUCAAGGAACUAUAUUGUCUUACUCCGAGAAAGAGCUCGCCAAUUAGAGAGUGAGCUUGCUGAAGUCGAGAGAGAGUUUCAACAUGCAGCGGACGCGGAGCUCAUGGUGCGCGGGGCAGGCCGCAUUCGCUUCAAGGAGAAUGACGAGUCGAGAUAUUUGGGACCAUCCAGCGGUAUUGCGAUCACGCGCCUCGUCAUGGAAAUGGCCAAACAGAACACAGAUUCCAAAAGCAUAAAAGAUGUUGUCCCUGAAAUGACGGCGCAGGAGAUAAAAGAUGCCUUUGCACAAGAGAGCUCAAAGCCAACAUCAAAGGUGUACCCCAUGAUCAGUUCGACGCCACAGCCUACUUUACCUCCAAAACACAUGACGUACAGACUUAUUGAUGUCUUUGUAGUCAAGGCCCAGGCAAUGCUUCCGACAUUGCAUGAGCCUACCUUUCGCGAAGAAGCCGAAGAGGUGCUCAACGGGUCUGAUGAUCCCUGCCAUAAUUUCCAAUUACGCAUGGUCAUAGCCAUCAGCAUGCAAAAGAUGAGCACCGUCUAUGCAGGCUUGGCGGAUAGUUAUUAUCUUGCAGCGCUGCCAUUCUUGGAACCGUCGUUAAAACGAAUGGACCUCCGAUCUUUGCAAUGCCUUGCCCUAAUUGCCCAAUACUCAAUGCUCACGCCAACGAGGACAGCAGCAUACUGGGUGGUGGGAAUGGCAGUCAAGCUAUGUCAAGACCUAGGGCUUACCGAUGAAGCGACUAUUACUCAAUCUCCCAGCGGGCAAACAUUGGACCCUUUAGAGAUUGAUAUGCGAAGAAGACUUUUCUGGAUUGUUAUAUCCAUGGAGUACGGUCUUUCCCAUAGUCUUGGUCGUCCAAAUUGUUACUCCGUUUGUCACGAUCAUAUCAACGUCAAGUUCUUUGAGCCAGUGGAGGACAAAUUUAUCACUCGGGAUGGCUUCCUACCAGGAGCGAAAAUAAUCCUACCGAAGUGCAUAGCUAUUCACUUCCUGAAGAUGCGGCUCCUCCAAGCAGAAAUUCGACGCACGCUCUACCUGAAUAAACGCGAUGUACCAGUCGAUGACCAAGACCCAUGGUUUUCACAAAUGCUUCAGAAGAUCGAUUACUGGGUGGCUUCAUGCCCCAAAAAUGAUGGGGGUAGUGGCUUGAGCGAAAAAUGGUUUCAUGGAAGACGAAAUACGAUGAUUGUCUUCAUGUUCCGGCCUUCUCCCCAAGUGCCGGAGCCUUCUGUUGAUGCUGCGCGAAAAUGCUAUGAUGCGUCCGUGUUCAACGUAGCAAUGCAGAGAGAACAAAUCGCAACGGGAUCCGUUGACUUGACAUGGAUUUUCACCCAGUCACUUUUUAUGGCCUUGAACACUAUCCUUUGGUCUCUCUCUUAUCCCGAUAUUCGCAAGGAGCACCCUAUUGACGAAGUCAAAGGCCAUCUUGGCGUGGCACUGGAGGCUAUCGUUCUUGCUGCACAGAGAUGGCCCGGUGUUGAAUCGGCCCUGGUACUUUAUAGGAGCCUAGUUGCUGCUUGCCUUCGCGCAUAUGCUACCGAAGAUUCCUUCGUCGUCCAUUCGCCUUCCAAUCAUGCAACUCCGUCGUCUUCGCAGGAUGUCACGACACCGCUAUCCGUCUCUAGCCCUGCAAAUACGUCAGCAUCGUUUCACUCACAUGGAGCUCGUGCAGCGAAUUCUUCUGUUCCUGGUAGUAGCGCAUCGGGUGGCACGUUUUCAAGGGGGCCUUCUGCAGACCCCUCAUUCUCUUUCUCCCAAGGGUCAAUCUCAUCACCUAUUGCCACUGAAUCAUUGAAGGCCGCGCAGCAUCCAUCCUGGGAUGCUCAACUUACUCCGCAAUCCAUAUCAACCACCACACAACCCUCGUAUAGUUCCCCCCAAUCCUACAAUGUACCGACACCUUCCUACGCAGACUUAUCGUUCGACCCGACAACUCCAUACAACCCAUUUCCAUCCGUCGUUCCUGGCUUGCCAGGCUGGGAUCCCAAUUUCAAUCUAGCCUCCACCACGGCUAGUCAUCUAGCCUAUGUCGAUGCGACAGUCGAUCCCAUGAACUGGAUCGAGACGAUAGGAGAUCAAUAUUCCCAAUACACCAACGGCGCUUACCCAAUGCCCCCGUGGCGAGGAAGAACGCUCAGCCAUCAAGAGCAGAUGGAGCUGAUGGAAACGUUAGAAGACAACAUUCCUGACGUUUCGGCGCAGUUAUUAGUGCAAGAAUCUGCGACAUUCUACCAAUCGUGACAUGUUGGUCGUUUGAAAGUUUUCUACGAGGGCGCUUCGCUCUCUUUGAUUCGGUCAAAUCAGCGUGUUUGUUGAGCUUUUUUAUUGCAUGGGCCAUUGUUGUCUCUAUUUUGGUGUGCUUCUUUUUAUUGUGUUACCAUAAUUAUUUUGGAUUCAUGGAUCUCAAUAUACCCAAGGGUCAUCGUGCUGGGAAGUUAAUGAGGUUCAUCUGGGUGUUUGGAGCGAGUCGGUUCCGAUCACUAGGUUCGGGAUUUAUGAGUUCAAUCGAUGGUUUUGGUAGAAGAGUAUGAGCUUAAUUCAAUGUCUUUGGGUGUUUGACAUGGCUUAGGGGUCCGAGAGAAUGCAUCACUUCCCCAACAAGCCAACUGCAAAUUCUAUAGAUGGGACAAGUCUAUCUAGCUCUAGGUCUAGAAGCAAGGAAAUCUCCGGAAGAAACUAUGCAAUAACCCCAGGUAAUACUUUCCGAGGGGCUAUUCCCUCCAGGUUUAGACAAGCGCCCAACAGGGGGCGUGAGAGCCGCUAGUAAAGCGCUUCGUGCCCAUGCGUGUCGUGGCAUACAUAGAUCACAACCACGGGAAGUAAUGUCUAGAUGACCAAACCUGCGAUGGUCAACAGGGUGAACACGAUAAGCAGGAAGUACCUUGUCCAGAGAGACAGAAAGAGUGAAGGAGAAAAAGAGGGAAUAUCCGUUACCGAUGCAUACUCCGUAAUUUACCCGACGAUACGCCCGAGUAUCGGUA